CGAGGGGUGUUGGUAGUGGGGGUCUGACACCCCUCACGUCCUCCCUCACGGCUACCCGCCCCCUCCCUACGGGGUGCACCACCAAGCGGCUAACGGUGACCGUCGGACGACCCCGGUCCGGCCCAACCGCCUCCCCCUAGGGCGCCGCAGCUUCCACGGGUCACUGAGGGUCAGCGAGCCGGACGCCGCCGAGGUACUCUCCAGCCCUGGAGAGUACAUCAACAUCGAGUUUGGGGGCCGCUACGGACCCCCAACGGCCUGCCCCCUCUCUGCCCAGGAUGGCUCACCCUCGGUGGGCUCUGCUGAGCAGCGCCACUCCCCUCCCCACCCCUAUCCUCAGAACCAGGACUAUAUGAGUGUAGAGGUGGGGGUUGGAGGUGGGGGUGAUGAUGGAGGACGCCUGGCUAAGAACAAGUCUCCCAGACCCUCACUGGUGGCUCCCUGGAACCCACCCAGCUACAUCCGACCUCUUGCCACUGGGGCCUCCGUGAGUGGGGCCCCUGGUUCUUCUGGAGCUCGAUGGCGGACGGGGACAGAUGACUACACAGAUAUGACCUUUAACCUCAGCAGUGGUGAGGAGUCGCGGGGGUUACGGAGUAGUCCCACGGCCAUGCUGCAGCACCUGUGUUUGAUGGAGAGCUGCUACCCCCCCACCUUAACCCCCACCUCUGCCUCCCCUCCCUCCUCCAGCCCCCAGCUUGAGCCCAUCAAGGUGGUACGUGCGGACCCCCAGGGGCGACGCCGACACAGCUCUGAAACGUUUUCCUCAUCCUCCACCUCCGGAGGAGUCGGAGCCACAAGCUCCAGCACCAACCCCAACCCCUCCUUGGGCUCAGCCAACCCAUCGGCCCUCAACGUAGCUCAUCUGGCCGAGAGCUCCAAGUGGACCGGCUCUGGCUCCUUUGACAGUGUGUGGAUGUGUGUUGAGGGGGUAGGGGGGGACUCGGCUGGUCUCCCUGCCCGUCCAGGGCCUUCUGAUCUGGGCAUUGCCUCUUCUGUGUGUCCUCCUGGGGGUCGGAUGUGCAGGAACAUGUCUGUGGGGUAUCAGAACGGACUCAACUACAUCGCCCUGGAGCUGAGAGAGGACCGGGACUCUAACCCUCUACCCGUACCCCAGCAGCAGCAGGGAGGCACCGGGCAUGGUACCGGGGUGACCCCCAACGCCCCCCAAGCCAGUAACCUGACUGUGCCAGUAGCAGAGGACAACGGAGCCUAUGGCAGUAUAGACUUCAUCAAGUCAGACAGGAUGACUGCCACGUCCAAGGGUAGGGUUCAGGGAGAAACAGAUGUGAUAGAAAGAGGAAAGCGAGAAGGGUGAGACAGAUGGGAAUUGGAGAGGAUAGAGAGACCGACAGGACAGUGGCAAAGCUAACUGAAAAGUUUUCUUGUGUUGUACCACAGACAGUAGCUAUCGGCUUACAGGCUAAUCAGAGGUACUUAUACUGUAAGCUGAUUUUAAAACCUGACCAUUAACCUCAUAUCUAACCCAGACCUGACCAUUAACCUCAUAUCUAACCCAGACCUGACCAUUAACCUCAUAUCUAACCCAGACCUGACCAUUAACCUCAUACCUAACCCAGACCUGACCAGGAACCUCAUACCUAACCCAGACCAUUAACCUCAUACCUAACCUCAUACCUGACCAUUAACCUCAUACCUAACCCAGACCUGACCAUUAACCUCAUACCUAACCCAGACCUGACCAUUAACCUCAUACCUAACCCAGACCUGACCAUUAACCUCAUACCUAACCAAGACCUGACCAUUAACCUCAUACCUAACCCAGGCCUGACCAUUAACCUCAUACCUAACCCAGGCCUGGCCAUUAACCUCAUACCUAACCCAGGCCUGGCCAUUAACCUCAUACCUAACCCAGACCUGACCAUUAACCUCAUACCUGACCAUUAACCUCAUACCUAACCCAGACCUGACCAUUAACCUCACACUUAACCCAGACCUGACCAUUAACCUCACACCCAACCCAGACCUGACCAUUAACCUCACACCCAACCCAGACCUGACCAUUAACCUCACACCCAACCCAGACCUGACCAUUAACCUCACACCCAACCCAGACCUGACCAUUAACCUCACACCCAACCCAGACCUGACCAUUAACCUCACACCCAACCCAGACCUGACCAUUAACCUCGUACCUAACCCAGACCUGACCAGGAACCAAACGGGCCGAAAGGGGGAGGGACCUACCUGAAUUUGUCCGAUGUAAAAAAUAAAUAAUAAUACUGGUAGUUUCUUUUGUAAAAUGUUUGGCUACGGCGUGCACUAAUGAAUACAACUCAGUGUAACCCAGUUAGGCCUAACCAAACUAAAAUAAACUGGCUACACUGCCUAUGAUGAUGAAAAGGACUGGACAUUCACUAGCUAGCUUGGCAGCUUACUUAGUAACAGCACAAAACCAUAGGGGUUUCUAAUUGUUAUCUGCGUUCUGAAGAGGGCUUGAACGGUCAUGUGAUGUUCACUCUCAUUCCUUACUGUAGGUUAACUGUCUUCUAUUCUGUCAUAUCAAACGUUUCACAUGAGCCAAUGAGGUGUUUAGUUUUGACAGUGU
Messenger RNA from Oncorhynchus tshawytscha (Chinook salmon), 2569 nucleotides. RefSeq names its product insulin receptor substrate 2-B-like. The transcript has 2 exons. The record is from RefSeq and is a predicted model, not a curated record. The coding region runs from base 353 to 1318 and encodes 321 amino acids. Gene Ontology annotation, biological process: insulin receptor signaling pathway. Gene Ontology annotation, cellular component: plasma membrane; cytosol. Gene Ontology annotation, molecular function: phosphatidylinositol 3-kinase binding; insulin receptor binding. NCBI's taxonomy places the organism in Eukaryota, Metazoa, Chordata, Actinopteri, Salmoniformes, Salmonidae.